This is a messenger RNA of Acanthosepion pharaonis, 1188 nucleotides long. NCBI's taxonomy places the organism in Eukaryota, Metazoa, Mollusca, Cephalopoda, Sepiida, Sepiidae. The record is from the annotation of a GenBank genome assembly.
AUGGCUAUCAAAACAUUAAUCUUUCUUCCUUUCUUUUACUUACUCUUCCCUUUUUUCUUUCUUUUAAUUAUUCUCGUCUCCUUUCUUCUAUUUACUCUUUCCUUCUUUCUUUCUGUCUUUCGUUUACUUACUCUUUCCGUUUUUUUUCUUACACUUUCCCUGUUUCUUUCUCUUACUUAUUCUUUUCCUAAUUUUUUUUUAUUUUUCUUUCUUUCUUUCUUUCUUUCUUUCUUUCUUUCUUUCUUUUACUUACUCUUUUCUUCUUUCUUUCUUUCUUUAAUUUGCUCUUUUCUUUCGAGCUUUCUUUACUUUUUCCUUCUUUCUUUUAUUUACUCAUUCCUUCUUUCGUUUUUCUUUCUUUCUUACUUUCUUUCUUUCUUUCUUUCUUUCUUUCUUUUACUCACUCUUUCCUUCUUUCUUUUACUCACUCUUUCCUCCUUUCUUUUACUAACUCUUUCCUCCUUUCUUUCGUUCCUUCUUUUACUUACUCUUUCUUUCGUUCUUUCUUUUAGUCGUUCCUUUCUUUCCUUUUCAUUCUUUCUUGUUUCUUUCUUUUACUUCCUCUUUCCUUCUUUCAUUCUUUUACUUACUCUUGCCUUCUUUCUUUCUUUCUUUUACUUACUAUUUCCUUCUUUCACUUUCGCUUUUCUUCUUCUUUUAUUUACUCUUUCCUUGUUUCUUCGUUUAAAUUAUUCUUUUCUUCUUUCUUUCUUUUACUUACUCUUUCCUUCGUGUUUUCUUUAUUCUUUUUUAACUUCUCUCUCUUUCUUUCUUUCUUUUAUUUGCUCUUUCCUUCUUUCUUUCUUACUUUCUUUGUUUUACUUACUCUUUACUACUUUUUUCCUUUCUUUGUUUCUUUUACUUACUCUUUCCUUCUUUCUUUCCUACUUUUACUUGUUCUUUCCUUCUUUCUUUCUUUACUUGUUCUUUCUUUGUUUGUUUCUUUUACUUACUCUUUCCUUCUUUCUUUCUUUCUUCCUUUAUUUUACUCUUUCUUUCUUUUACUUACUCGUUCCUUCUUUCUUUCUUUCUUCCUUUAUUUUACUCUUUCUUUCUUUUACUUACUCGUUCCUUCUUUCUUUUCUUUACUCUUUAUUUAUACAUUUACUUUUUCUGUCUUUCUCCCUUCGUUUCUUUCUUUCUUCCUUUCUUUCUUUGAUCAUUAAAUCCUUUCCAUUUCACUUUUAG